This is a messenger RNA of Chlamydomonas reinhardtii, 3070 nucleotides long. RefSeq lists its product as uncharacterized. The record is from RefSeq and is a predicted model, not a curated record. The transcript has 14 exons. The coding region runs from base 104 to 1756 and encodes 550 amino acids. NCBI's taxonomy places the organism in Eukaryota, Viridiplantae, Chlorophyta, Chlorophyceae, Chlamydomonadales, Chlamydomonadaceae.
GCGGACCGCGACAGCGAGUUCCGUGAAUCCACGUAGCACUUCCAAGCGUUCCUGUACUCUGCAGUCCCCCGGUAUCUUCCAUUGCUGCAGUACCCCAGUAGCCAUGCUCUUACAGGCCGUGAACGUAAACUCUCCGAUGCGAACGACGCGCUCGCGCCUAUCAGUCAACCCUCCUGCGUCUGCUGUCUCCUCGUGCGUCCACCGCGCGCCAUCCAGUGGAUGCUGUACAGCUCUGCGCAUCCAGCCGCAACGCUCGAGAGCUCAACCAUUGCGCGGAACGCUCAAAGUGGCAGCUUCCGCUGUGGCGGGCGAGCCCGGGGCUCCUGAUGACGGGAGGGCGGCGCUGGCAGAGUUCCUGAAGGCGGUGCUGAUAACCAAGCUGGACGCCAAGUUCAGCGAGCAGAACACUAUGUUGGACGCCAAGUUCAGCGAGCAGAACACAAAGCUGGACGCCAAGUUCAGCGAGCAGAACACAAAGCUGGACGCCAAGUUCAGCGAGCAGAACACAAAGCUGGACGCCAAGUUCAGCGAGCAGAACGCCAAGCUGGACGCCAAGUUCAGCGAGCAGAACACAAAGCUGGACGCCAAGUUCAGCGAGCAGAAUGCCAAGCUGGACGCCAAGUUCAGCGAGCAGAACACAAAGCUGGAUGCCAAGUUCAGCGAGCAGAAAACCGAGCUGGACGCCAAGUUCAGCGAGCAGAACACUAUGUUGGACGCCAUGUUCAGCACUAUGUUGGACGCCAUGUUCAGCGAGCAGAACGCCAAGCUGGACGCAAAGUUCAAAAGCGUGCUGCAGGCGCAGGGACGGUUCACUAAAGUGCAGGGAGACCUGAAGAUCCUCCUGUCCGGCUACCUAGGCCGCAAGCUGGGCGAGAGGGCCCCCAGCGCAGCGAGGCUGACCUGGACGCUGCUGGAUUGGUUUGCAGAGGAGGAUCGCGGCUUCCUGGCGGUACUGGUCGCGGAGAUACAGCAGCAGAUCGCCCUGCUCAAGCGGGCCGGGCGGGAGCAGGUGGAGGGCGGGCUGGCUCAGCUGCAGAAGCUGGAGGCGGCACGCAGUGAGCUACUGAAGCGGCUGCCAGUGCGUUGGGCUCACACCGCAUCAUCGUCCCUGGAGCGCAAGCUGGGCGAGAGGUCUGGGCGGCGGACAGUGCUGAACAGCGCACGGAGCCUCACGGCGGUGCUGCUGUCAGGCCCCCAGCGCAGCGAGGCUGACCUGGACGCUGCGGUGGCGGCGCUGCUGGAUUGGCUUGCAGAGGAGGACCGCGGCUUCCUGGCGGUAGUGGUCGCGGAGAUACAGCAGCAGAUUGCCCUGCUCCAGCGGGCCGGGCCAGAGCAGGUGGAGGGCGGGCUGGCUCAGCUGCAGAAGCUGGAGGCGGCACGCAGUGAGCUACUGAAGCGGCUGCCAGUGCGUUGGGCUCACAAGGUAUCAUCGGUGGGUUCGGCGCCGCAGCCGCAGCCGCUGCAUGUAUGCGCAACCUCGGCAGCGGCGGCUCCUCCGCUUCUCAGCAAGGGCACGUCCGCCGCCAUUCCGCAGCUCAAACGCUCUGCGAUGGUCCUGCUGUGCGGCUACCACGUCAUACGCCAGCGGUCGGCCGUGCUCCGGCACCAGCUUCCCGUGGACGUCAAGGCGCGCGGCGUGGUGGCGUGGGCCAGGGUGGAAGGCAACCCACCGCAAGAGCCUGUGAAGCUGCGCCCGGCGUGUGGCCCUGCCCAGGUGCUGGACGUGGACGUGUUCUCAGCCCAGGACGUGCUGUAGACCAGCCGUCGCAGGGUGCUCCACUGCUGGCAUGGAGACAGGGAAACCGCCUUCCAUGAUGCUAAGCACAUUCAACAGUAGUAGUUGCCGUCGCACAGGAUUAAUUCGUUUGGCAGUGAGGAGUGCUGCGUGUAGCCAGUGAGGAGUGCUGAAUGUAGCCAGUCGUAGAUGUAUGUCGUGCACGUUGUAUGAGGUUUCAUUCACAUUCAUUCGGGCGGGAAUUAUGCAGAUGUGGCCGACGGGUCUGCAGAGGAUAGCACUUCGCGUUAACUUUGCCCCUGAGGAGCCGGCUGGUGUCUAGGUAGCGGUCCGCGGUGGGGCUGGCAGGGCAUGCGUAGCGGCAUGACAAGUAGUGCGGCUGUUGAGAACUGUGCUGCGUCUGGCUGCCGUUGGCUCUGCUGUGGCAUCACGAUUGCUAGGCACAGGGUUUGGCUAUGUGCCUGUGGAAACCGAUCCCGGCUAUGUUGGGGCGAUGAGGUUGUUCGGCCUCAGACUGUGGAGGGGCUCAGCCCCUUUUCCUGUGACCUGGGAACACUUGUCGGAAUGUCGGAAUGAAAUUCCCGCGUGAUGCAGCGGAGAAUGUGGCGCACAGCAGUGUGGCGGGCACGUGAGGGUGCAUGUUGUAGUGACGGGCACAUGUCACACACAUUGAAGAGCGUUGCAGUGAUGACGCUCGGGUUUUGCAGGGCUGCGUGGGUGAUGAAGAAAAAGGACAGCCUGACAACCAGUGAUAAGAUGUCAACCAGUGAUAAGAUGUGCUCGACUAUGUACUCGCUACUGGGCUUGACGGCUCAAGGGCUUAGACUUGUCCACGCGUGCCGGCACCAGUGCUCUUCUCAGCAGCCUGGCGCAACAUAUUCUGCAUGUAGCUCAAGCCACAGCUGCAGCGCGGCUUGUCGAUGGCCUCAAUCGCACUGUCGAGCCCCCGGGGAACUGCCCCGUCUGAACAAGGGGCCACACGUCACAGACAGCACACAAUGCCGUGCGGGAGAGCUCGGUGGUUCGCGAUGGCGCGCACCUGCAGGGUACAUGGACGGCAGUGGUGGCAGUUGAAGGUGGCGGUAUUUUGUGGAUAGCAGGCGCGGCAUAGGCGCGAGCAUGGCUUGCAUUCGGUCGCACAAAUUAGAGGGGGAUGGCUCUGGAAGCAGCAAAGGCCCCGCUGAGCGCCGCCGUCGGUGGCGCAACCAGCUCACGGGACGGGGGAGGGGGAGGAAGGGCGGGGGGCAACAAACGCCUGCCUGUUGGCGUGCUGGGUGUUUGCCGCGUGUCAACCUUCGCGGAAGGCGGGCCCCGACCAAAUGGGUCCGACCUCGG